Messenger RNA from Ogataea angusta, 495 nucleotides. RefSeq lists its product as uncharacterized. NCBI's taxonomy places the organism in Eukaryota, Fungi, Ascomycota, Pichiomycetes, Pichiales, Pichiaceae. The record is from RefSeq and is a predicted model, not a curated record. Gene Ontology annotation, cellular component: mitochondrion. The transcript has 2 exons. The coding region runs from base 1 to 495 and encodes 164 amino acids.
AUGUCAUGGUUGCAGGUUCUGAAGUCCAGAUUUCCCGCUAGCCAAGCAGCGCAGGAACUCCGCUGGAUCCAGCAGGAACUUCCCAAGUCCCAGUGGCAGACAGCCGUUGAACAGAGAGCCAGAUUGGUGCCGUUACAAUAUAUCCUGGGUUCCCAGCCGUUUGGCGAUCUGACAAUAAAGUGCAAGCCGGGAGUCCUGAUUCCGCGGAACGACACCGAGGAGUGGUGUGAGGCGCUGAAGCAGGUGAUAGCGAAGAGCAAUGGGCCGAAAAGUUAUAGCGUUGGAUAUCAGCAAACAGGCACUUGCUCUCAGCCAGGAAAAUCUCCAGCUAAAUUCUGCAAAAAUCAAGGCCAAGGUCGAGUUCCAGUACGGCGAUUUACUGAAGCACCAGCUCCCGCAAACGAGCGCGACCCUGCUUCUUUCCAAUCCUCCAUACAUUCCUCGAGAACACUUCAGCCCAGCCGGAGGAGUGGAAGAGUCUGUCCUCAAAUAUGA